This is a messenger RNA of [Torrubiella] hemipterigena, 2319 nucleotides long. Lineage: Eukaryota; Fungi; Ascomycota; Sordariomycetes; Hypocreales; Clavicipitaceae. The record is from the annotation of a GenBank genome assembly.
GCACAUGUCGCUUCUCCUCUUGUUCGUCAUUUCCAUUCUACGCACGCCAACCCCAGCGAUUCUAUCUAUUUGCCGUCGUCUGUCAUCGCCAGAAGACAGCCAAUAUUCUUACGGCACCGUCCUUUAACUUUUAAGCAUCGACAUUACCCCUCGUCUGCCUCGCCGUCGUCCCCCGGGCUGCGCCCCUUUGGUCGCUCGCUGUCGUUUCGCCACUAUUCAAACCCCAACCCUUUGCUGCGGGUUAUCAUCGUCAACGCUUGAUCUAUCUCGGCAAGAUAAAUACCGACUGGAACUCACUGGAUUCAUACGCUAGUUUCUCAGCCAUCGGUUAUAUUUCUUAGCCUCGACCUCGUCUUCGAAUAAUUGCCGUCUACAACUACCCGACACCACCGACCAACUUUCGCCAUUGUUUCUUCCCUAGAUUGCAAUAUUGUCUUAAUUCAAACGUAUAUAACAUGUCUACUUCGAAAGAUACGACGGCCGCGGAGACCUCAACCCAACCUGUUGAUGCUCCGGCCACUGCCGAUAUUGCUGCCGGUUCUGAGCCGACGAUGCCGUCUGCGUCAAACGAUGAGACGACAGCGCUGAAUAACAAGGCUACUUCACAACAAACCGAGGACGCAGAAUCUGUGCCAAAUGCUGAUCUGAAGGGCAAGCAAAAGGAGGAGACACCUGCACCACAAUCAACAGAGAAAGACGACGAUGGUGCGAUCGCCAUUGGUCCGGCUCAAGAUGAAAUCAAAGCGCCUGCAGCCGAGCCCAACAGUCCGCCUGUCUGUAAUAUUACUCUUCUCCUGACUACUGGAAGCCGUCACCCAUACAAACUCGAUGCGAAAUACCUGACCCGACGAAAUGUGGUUGUACCCGAGACAACCGCGGCCGGCCAUCCCGAUCCAUUUAGCAUCAGCAUUUAUACAUUGAAGGAGCUCAUCCUCCGCGAGUGGCGCAAUGACUGGGAAGCAAAGCCUGCCAGUCCGAGCAGCAUUAGACUGAUCCAUUUCGGUAAACUUUUGGAUGACAAGGAACCGCUAAAGAAAUAUCAAUUCAGUACAGAGACGCCCAACGUUGUACACAUGAGCAUACGCCCGCAAGAUCUGGAUGAGGAAGAGCCCAAAACUGGAAGCAAGACGCUUCCAGGUGGCCUUGCUGAUGACAGCCACACACCGAGCCGCGGCCUUUGCUGCGUCAUUUUGUAAACAACAAUGACAAGACGCGGAUGCGUCCGUCCUUCACACUACUGGAAUCCCCAACUUUAGCGGCUGCCUCGUGCUUAGUGCGGCGUAGGCAGUCGCUGAGCACAUACACACAGCAAUCUAGUCACAAUGUGCAUCCCAUGGUGCCGGGACUAGGUCUGCUGAUCCAUACUUGAUUUGCCUUUUUUUUUUUGAUACAGCGACUAUUAUCUACGUUGGAAUUAGCGCGGGGUUAGACGCCCCGAUACCUACUCUCAUUUAUAUAUGACAUGGGGACUUUUGUUUGCAUCAGAAAACCUUGGAAAUACUUCUUAGGUCAGCGCCUGUGCCGCGACAGACGGCGCAGCAUAUACGAUGCGAAUUCUCCGAGCCUGUUUAUGGCGUCCUGUUUGCGGAUUUUGUUUCUCUUUUGAAUUGGGACACACGUGUAUCUUCUACCUAUUUCCUCAAACCAACCAGCUUGGGGCGGGCAGGCUUGCUGGACUCCAAGGUGUGUAUAUAUCACCAUGAUAGACCUUUUUUUCACAUCCAAGCCAGAGUUUUAUAAAUACAAGAGCGUUUGUUGUACGAUUGUUAUUUUUUAAUUGCUUUUCAUUUUAUGUUAUCCGUAGAAAGGACAGCUGUUGUACACGAUUUAUGUCCAUAUGCUAAACCCUAGCCCAACCAUCUACGGCUGGAUCUUGAGCUUCUUCUCCAUCUCGUCGUGGAAUCCAGCAAUGGGUUUUGUGUCGUCGCCAGUGUAGAUGUCCUCCCAUGUGAUAAUGUCCUCGCGUCCUCUCAAGAUCUCCUCGUGCACGCUGGGCAGCCCGUUGCCGAGCGCCAGAGGGCGCCACUCGCUAUCGCGCACCAUCUUGAGCUCCAUGCCGCGGCGGAUAGGCUCGGCCAUGCCAAAUGUGCGGCGGAGCGUCUCCAUGCGGACAGCCUCCUGUGUAGCCUCCCAGUUCUUCAGGCGCGCCUCGAGGGGGUGUGCGGACACGGGCUUCGACGACUUGGCUUCGAGAGGGGUCUGGCCGAGGCCGUGGCGGAGCGUGUCGUGGACGCCGGGGGCAGACGGGGCCGAUGUCGUCUGUUCGGCAUUGUGCGAGAAGGAGGAGGAGGUGUUGGCCUCGGGGAUGAUGCGCAUUGA